Molecule: messenger RNA, 3988 nt
Organism: Didymodactylos carnosus
Lineage: Eukaryota; Metazoa; Rotifera; Eurotatoria; Philodinida; Philodinidae
Source: the annotation of a GenBank genome assembly
UGGUACUCACAAACGAAUGUAAUUUGUUUGACUAUGUUUACUUCUAUGUUUUUAUGAAUUUAUGAAUCUAGUCGAUCAUCUGAUAUUUUUCAACACUACAUUUCUUAAUAAAUAUGAAUAACUUCUAUAUCCAUUGUUUUUACUCUUGAUCAUACAGGAUGCCUAAAUUGUUUUCCAGUGGGCAUAGCAAAGUGGCACUGAUUUUUCUAAGAACUACAUAUUUAAUAAGCAAGAGUAUUAGAAAAGAAUACUUUGACUCUCAAAUCUUAGGAUAUUAUGAGCCUCAAUUUGGAUAAAGUAUACUCAUUAACUUUAUCGUGUCCCCUUCUCCUGCAACAUUAUCUCUAAUAUAUAAUUUCUAUUUGCGUGUAUUUCCUUUUCUGAUUUAUUGAGAAAGGAACGCAAUCAAACACGUCGUCUAGUGAAGAAAAUGUGUUCAGUCGCGUCAGAUUUUGUGAAAACUUCCAAGAAUAUGUCCGUUCUCCGAAGGAGAUGGAAGUUUGAAGUUUAUUUUUAUAGAGAGAAUCCUAUUGGAAAAUGGACCUCGGACAAUGUUGGGCUUUACAUCACUCACCGAAAUGUGGGGUUUACAUAGUCUUAAUUUUUUGUUUAGAAUAGGCAAGAAUAUCAGUAGGCAAAGCUGUAGAAAUAUAGUUGCGCCAGUGUUUUUGCCAGAAGGCUUGCUACCCCAAGUAGACGCCACGGAAGUUUUCACACUUUUUGCUCCACAGGAGCAACGCUGACAAGCUUUUUUAGACUCGUCCAGUGAUGCUAAAAAUAGGUAAAAGCGUCUAAUUAAUAAACCUCGAUAGAUGAUGCUGAACACCUCGAGAGUACUAACAAUAAGAAUUAACGAGUUUUCUCUUGCUUUCGAAUCUCUUGAGUCUCAAAAAAUUGAUGUAACCUGGCGUAGUUGUACAACUACAAAAGAUGCCAGGUUACAUCAGUUUUUUUGAGACGCACAAAGAAAGAAUGAAUUCGCCUAGGGCCGUAGCUUAGCUCAUAAAACUUUCGAUUUCUCAGUUUCGACUCAAUUCUACAAGAUUUACGCGUGUAGAAUAUUGAAACUUUGUUUUUGUGAAAAAUUUCGUCUUUGAUUUUUUCUUUUAAAAACUACAGAAAAACUUUUUUGGCUUAUAUCCGUUUUUUGUAUUUUUCUAUGCGAGAAACGAUAUGGCAGGUGAAAAUUACUUUAACAGGAACGUUUUUUCGGACGUCAUUUUGACAAUCUUGAACGUUUAACUCAAACGCCAUUGUGGAUAAUAAUUACGGGUUCUACCGCAUUUUCAUUCUUUCACGGUCGAUAGGCAAAACCUAGUUUUUUGAAAAACUCGUCUUCUGAAGCACGAUCAACUCAGUGAAGAAAAUAAAUAUUACCACGCUGCUCAGAAGGGACGAUAGCCUAUGUCCAUGUGUUUUUAAGAUUCUCAGACUCAACGGGAGCCAGAGAGCAUCACUUUGGAGAUCCGAUGUAGCUUCUGAAUCAUAGUAAUUAGAGAGAUGGAACUUUCAUAGACUUGUAAGUCACUGUGUAAGCUAUAGAACGACUAAAUUUAGAUUUGAAAUCAACUGAAUUUAAAUGUCUAGCGAGUAACUCUUUGAGCGGUGGACGAGGUACAUCACCUGCAAAUAGUGGUUUGGCUUGAUUUUACUCAUUACUUCAUAGCAAAAAUUUUCUCUUUUACAUGGUAAAAAUCGCAUGUUUUUAUCUGUUUUCUGUAAAAAUUAUUCAAUAAAUGAGAGACUACACCGUAUUUUGAAACCGAUCGUAGUUUCUCGAAUGAAUUUAUCUCGAAAAUUCGAAUUUUUUUCAUUUUAUAAGAGUUCUUAGUUUUCAAUGUUUUCUAGCAAAUCCAUCGCUGUUCAAAAACAAAGAUAUAGCUAUCAACGCGAUUCUUUUGUCAUUUGAAUCAGCUUUCUUUCAGCUUCGAUAUCACGUAGUCUAAAAUUUUAAUCAAAUUACCUUCAAGAGAUUCUUAAAAUGUUUUUAAACUCGAGUUUUUGCUACUUUACUACUAGGAUUAAAAGAAAAAUGAAAAAAAAGCUUAUGAGACAGAAAAAAAUGUCCAGAGUAAGAUUUGAAAAAACACUAAUGUGGCUAAUAGCCACUGAUCGGAGAAACAGAACAAUUUUUUUUUUAAACCGUAAAUUUUUAUUCAAACACAACAAAUCAAGGUAUCACCCCAUUACAUGCUGUCAAAAAGUGAAGUAAAAAGUAAAAGUAUACUAAACAAUAAUCAAAAAAGUAUAUUACUCAACAACAACAAUAGCAAAAGAAGAGAGUUAAUGCUGAACGAUGAAGUUUAGCAGGGAACAGAGAGAAAGUUUAAUUUCUAGUUGGUUAGUUUUUAGUAGUUUAAUUUAAUAGUUUUUCAAUGUUUAAUUUUAGAUUACAUAUAAGCAAUAGUGAGAGAGAUUAUAAAGAUCGAAGAAAGUGAUUUGUAUCGCGAACCAAAUGGUAUCUAAAUAUCUGCUGGUUAAACAUAAGCUAUCAACUACAGUGUUAGUGAAAUUGUGUUGUUUCAUCUAUGAAAUUUAAGACAUUUUCAAAUAAUUCCUGUAUUUUAUUGAUUUCAAGAUGCAAAACUGAAUCAUGUCUCAACAAAAUGUGUUUCAAUGUAAGAGAAUUUGUAUGAAGCAUCUCCUGAAAAGUGUCUUCCAUACUCUUGCGCUCCUUCAAAUAUUUAGUACAAUCUAGUAGAAAAUGCUUUGGAGUUUCUUUUGGAUCACCGUAUGCACAAUGAGGGGAUGGCUUUAAACUACUCUUGUAAAGAUCAUCAUUUAGUUGACUAAAUCCGACUCUGAGCAUUAUAAAAUGGAUCUCAGACAUUCUUCGAAGUGUCGGUUUCAAUUUAAAUUGUAACGAGUACGGUGCGGUGCUAUAAGUCGUUUUUUAAAAUUAUAAAAGUUUUUUUAUCUCUCUAAACUCAUUCGGUAGUAAUUUGUAUAAUCACAUUGACAUCGAUACUAUGAGGGACACAUUCAUACUUAUUGCUUUAAAAAUAUCAAUUGUCAAAAUAAGAAUAAUGUUGUUCGAAAGCAUUAUUUCUUACAUAUACUCUUUUAUGUUCAAACAUCGUACAAAAAAAGUUUUGUUCCUAUUUCUUCACAUUAUCAAAUAUUAUGAAUUACUGUUAUUUAACUUUAAUCAAGCUUUCAAUGAAACUUUCAGUUUGGUUUUGUCAAUAUUAUAUAAAUUUAAGAAUUUUCACACGAAUAUUUUUAAAAUGACUUUUCCCUUAAAAUUCUUACAUUUGAAUAUUCUUCAUGCUUUGCAUUUUAUAUUUUCUGUGUAAAGAAUCAACUAUCAAUAAUAUGUACAACAUUGUGGUCAACUCUGUCCGAAGAUUGAUCCUCAAAAAUUUUUUAUUCUUAUUGAUGAUUAACAUAAGCUCGAUGAAAAUAUCACGAAUACAUUCAUAUAUAAUGUCAAAAUUUAUAAUAUAAACAUACUUGAACAUAUUGUUAAACUCUUUCUAUCUAUCUCAUUUUUGUCAUUUGUACGAAUAUCACCAAUUCAGUUAUGUAUUAUCAACUGUAUAUUACCGUCUUCCUGUUUGUCUUUAUUAGUAAUAGUGAGUACAUUUGAUCUUAUUUAUCAAGAGAGAAAUUUAAAGAUAUUUAAAAAAACUUGAAUAUUUUAGCAAAUGGUUGGGUUAGAGUAAAAAAUAAAGGUGGUUAUGUAGCAAGAUUUUUCGUUGAUUUUCAUACUGUAACAAAUAAUAUUCACAAUAAUCAACCGUUACGAACAAAUUUAUUUUUACAAACAUUUUCAUCUGGCGAUUAUCCUAUUCGACGUUCAAGACUUAUAGAAUUACCACCGGAUGCAAUGGAUGCACGCGUUCGUGUUGAACGAUUUAUAUUUAUACCAUUUGGUGGAUGGUUUUGGAAAGAAAUAUUUCGGCAUGAAUUUGAUUCAGAACAACCAAUCUGUUUUGAUAUAUGGGGCACUACUGUUAGACCUCGUUGGACGACGGUUAAUUGUUGA